Trypanosoma cruzi is the source of this 453-nucleotide messenger RNA. Its product is annotated as ubiquitin/ribosomal protein S27a, putative. The coding region runs from base 1 to 453 and encodes 150 amino acids. Gene Ontology annotation, cellular component: ribosome. NCBI's taxonomy places the organism in Eukaryota, Euglenozoa, Kinetoplastea, Trypanosomatida, Trypanosomatidae. Gene Ontology annotation, biological process: translation. Gene Ontology annotation, molecular function: protein binding; structural constituent of ribosome. The transcript has a single exon. The record is from RefSeq and is a predicted model, not a curated record.
AUGCAGAUUUUUGUCAAGUCGGCGGCCGGCAAGACCAGCGCCAUUCAGGCCUCGGCGCAGGAGACUGUCGCCAGCCUCAGGUUAAAGGCCGGUGUCUGCGAUGGCACUCUCUUCUACGGCGGCCAGUGCCUCUGCGACGAGGCCACCCUUGCCGAUUACGGCCUGCAGCGCGAGAGCACCAUCCAGGUGAUGCUUCCCGUUGAGGGCGGUAAGGGGAAAAAGAAGAAGAAGAAGGUCUUCACGAAGCCUAAGAAGCCGAUCCACCGCCAUAAGCUGGAGAAGAUGCGGGCUCUCAAGUACUUCAAGGUGACGGAAAACGACGACGGCUCCUUCAGGGUGGAGCGCACCCGGGACGAGUGCCCCAAUCCGGUCUGUGGAGCUGGAGUCUUCAUGGCUCAGCACAAGGAUCGCAAGUACUGCGGCAAGUGCCACCUGACGUACGCUGCAAAGUAG